AUAAGUUCCCGCUGAUGCUCCAGGGUUCCUUGUGCAGGGAAACUUUGUGUCCAGAACGGGAGGUGCGGAAACGAGUUGUACAGUCAAUAUUAACUGUGCACGUCAGCCUGGAUAGCAGGCUUUCAUUGUUCUCUUGUUCCCGCUCACUGAGACAAUCCUUCCCGAUUUGAUCUCUGUCUAGGAUAUAUUUCAGAAAGCGUUGGGCCGGAUAUUAGAGUUGGGCGCCGGAGGCUUACCCUUUCUCCCUCUACUCAGGCCUGCAGCCCACUACAUUACCACUGCGCUAUCUGUCUUCAUUCGAAGAUGAUGCCAUCCACAACCGAGAAGGUGAAAAAACCACCACCACUCAAGAAAAGACACACAAAACCCUGCAAGUUCUUUCAGAUCGCACAAUGUCCCAAGCCCGCUGAGGAGUGCAACUUUGCUCACGUCAUCGGUCCGACACCAGUGAAUCGAAGCUCCAAGGCGUGUCGUUACUUCCUAUCGGGGAGUUGUUCGAGCGGGCUGUGGUGUCGAUUUGUUCACCCUGCGGACCCUGAUCUCCCUUCUAUGAGCGACAAACUAGCAGAUAUCAAAAGAAACGAUGUUCGCUACCCGUACAAACAGCUCCUUGAAAACCAGUCAGCAGCGGAGGAGUCGUCACCUCAUUACCCGUGCUACGUAGCUUCUCCUCCGCCCUUUCCCGGAGUCUAUGUCGGAGCACCGCCGCUGUGGUCGCCGCCUCCCCCACAUCUCCCAGACCAAUGCUAUUCUCUGGCUCUGCCGACCUCGCCGAUUAGCUCGCCUUCCGAUGAGACCGCGUCUUUGGAGAAAGAUCGCGACGGUCAUGAUUAUAAGAAUCCUAUUAUUGUCCCCGCUCACGGCCAAACCACGAUCGUUUCUCCUUGCUUUGCUCCUAACGCAUUUAAUUCGAGCCAUCCUGCCUCCGCCCGACAGAGCUUUCAGACGUGUGCCACGGCAUCACUGAAAUACAAAACGAAACUUUGUAGAUACUACAAAGCGGAUCGCCGGUGUCCGAAUGGUGAUUCCUGCGGAUUCAUCCAUGAAGAAAUCGGAGAGAAGAAAACGACGGUAGAACGGCCGCUGUUGAAUAAUGAUCUGCCCCCCAAGCCCACGUCUUUGAAGGAAGAGAACAUGAAAAGAGGAUACUUCCCCGUGUCAUGGCGCGUGAUUGGCGGUGGGGUCCUCAUGGGAAUGAGCCCUAAUCAUCCGCGGUCAAAUACCCAUGGAUCUACAACUGUGACCCUAGCCUACGAGAAUGCAAGCGACGUUGACUCGGAUAAAACCUCCGACGUCGAUGUCGACGAGACGCGUGAGGACUUAGACCCAGAGCUUGUACGGCCCGUACCGCUGUCGCUCGAUCUGAAGGGGUCACCCCACGGAUUCGAGCUAUUUCUAUUCCUGCCACGCCUACGAUGGCUCAUAUACAGACGGUGACAUUUCUCCGCCGAAUCGUGAUGGAUGACUGUACACCGACGUGUCCAUGCAUUUUUUUCGA
This is a messenger RNA of Guyanagaster necrorhizus, 1498 nucleotides long. RefSeq lists its product as uncharacterized. The transcript is spliced from 10 exons. Lineage: Eukaryota; Fungi; Basidiomycota; Agaricomycetes; Agaricales; Physalacriaceae. Gene Ontology annotation, molecular function: mRNA binding; metal ion binding. The record is from RefSeq and is a predicted model, not a curated record. The coding region runs from base 304 to 1437 and encodes 377 amino acids.